Sordaria macrospora k-hell is the source of this 399-nucleotide messenger RNA. RefSeq lists its product as uncharacterized. The record is from RefSeq and is a predicted model, not a curated record. Lineage: Eukaryota; Fungi; Ascomycota; Sordariomycetes; Sordariales; Sordariaceae.
AUGUCGACUUCGGUGCACUCCGGAAACACUACACGCCUUCCCUGCGAUCAGUCUGCCCUACAUACCUCCAAGCAUUUGCUUACCGACUCCGAGUUGGCAUUAAUGCGAGUAAGCGAAGCAAGGCGCAAGAUGCAUCAAAUGAGCAUCCACAAUCGCAGGGCAUGGGGGACAGCGGUCGAAUUUGCAAACAGCAAGAUCAAGGCAGCAGAGGCCGAGACCAAGUACUUUCGAUAUCUGGCCGAGACGAACCAGGCCGAGGAUGCCGAUGUGAUGGAGGAAGUAAGGGAUGCUUCCCUAUUGGUUGAGAAGGCAAACGCCACUAUGCUCGAGAAGCGUCUUUACCAGAGACAAGUCAACAAGAUCACACGCGGAGAAGCUGUCUCAACAUCACUUGCCUAG